CCAGACACCAGCUUUUUCCAUGUUCAAAUGGUACCAAGGCAAAUGCCAAUGGCGGCAUUGCAAUCUGCAUGGUGUCCUCGAAUAAUUCAUUGACUGUUAAGAAUUGCUUUGCAACUUCGUGCUGCAGCAGCAGAGCUGGCAAAGAAACGUUUUUUGUCUACACGGAUUAUUCGUGAAGAAGAUGCAAGUGGAAGAGUACCGAAGCCAUGGUGCUGGAAGCCCAACAGCGCUUUGGCAAUGGAAGAAGGGCGGGCAAGAGGUGGUCUUUGCCAGGGGCCAAAGCGCCAGCAUUGGGGCUCUGCAGAAGGUUGCUUCAGCAUUUCUGCCAGAGGGGUAUCCGUCCAGUGUCACGCCAGACUAUGUCUCCUUCCAGGUGUGGGACACUUUGCAGGGGCUGUCCACCUACAUACGAAGCAUGAUCUCGACGCAGGUCCUUCUGGCUGGCUUCGGGGUUGGGGAGGCUUCCAAGACCGCUGCUGGGGCUACUUUUCAGUGGUUCUUGCGGGACUUUACGGGCAUGCUGGGAGGCAUUCUAUUCACCCUGUAUCAAGGGUCCAGUCUGGACAGCAAUGCAAAGCAGUGGAGACUAGCUGCCGACUUCAUCAAUGAUCUAGCCAUGUUGCUGGACCUCCUCUCCCCCCUCUUCCCGAACGCCUUCCUCACGAUGCUCUGCCUGGGGAGCGUUUUGCGAGCCGUCACUGGCACUGCGAGCGGAGCUACCAGAGCGGCACUGACGCAGCACUUCGCCCUCAGAAACAACGCCGCAGACAUCUCGGCCAAGGAGGGCAGCCAGGAGACGCUGGCGACGAUAACGGGCAUGCUCCUGGGGAUGGCCGUGGCACGCUGGACGGCAGGCCACGUGGUGCUCAUGUGGACCGUCUUCCUCUCGCUCACCGCCUUUCACAUGUACGCCAACUUCCGGGCCGUGCGCAGCCUGUGCCUGACCAGCAUCAGCCCCGAGCGGGCGGCCCUGCUCCUGCAGUCCUUCCGGGACAGUACGCACGAGUCAGUUCUCGAGCCCCAUGAGCUGCCCGGCCUGGAGACCGUCUUGCCGCUGCCACGUCAGCUCCGUCGCUCGGCGCCCAUCUCGGACCACGUGGUGCUGGGGGCCCGCCUGUCGGCUCUGCGGCUGGGGCCGUGCGCCGAGACCCUCCACUUGCUCCAGCAACGAUAUAGAGGAGAAAUGUACCUGCUGUUGUACCAAGACCGGCUUGUCCACGUCAUCCUGCACCGGGGUGCCACCCCUGCGCACAUUUUGCAGUCUUACGUGCACGCGCUCCGGCUCGUAGAGGCGCUUAGUGGGGGCCUGCGAGGGUUCAUUCUGGAGAAGGAUGAGAGCGGAAUCGAUGCAGCGGAACUGGAGGCCGCUGUGUGGAUGACCGAGUACUACGAUACGUUCUUGGAAAAGCUCCAGAGCAAGAGCUGGGCGACCGACAAGGUUCUCCUUGCACCACGAGAAUGGAGGGCGAGCUGGAAAAUUGACACUUCAUGACGCACCUGCAGCGCCUCGGAGCAAGCUUAUCAAGCUAGAUCCUGAGAUCAACUUUUGAACUCCCACAUGUUGGUGGCCGCAGUAAAACUGGAACGGGCUCCGAGUUUUCCCCGGCAGUCAUGGAAGAUGAGAUGUCUUACGACAUCGGUGGACGCAUCAGUUUUGGAUUGACGGGGCAAUGCAGUCCAUCUGAACGUGUGAUCAGAUGACAUGCAUGAGGACAUCCGGAAUGACUUGUUUGGUACGAACCCUAUAAUACUCGGGGACUGAAGUCACAAAUUAACAAAGGUUUGACACAUGGUAACGGGCAAACAAGCACGUGGCA
Klebsormidium nitens is the source of this 1817-nucleotide messenger RNA. NCBI's taxonomy places the organism in Eukaryota, Viridiplantae, Streptophyta, Klebsormidiophyceae, Klebsormidiales, Klebsormidiaceae. The record is from the annotation of a GenBank genome assembly.